AUUGCUUCAGCACGCUGUACAACCAUUUCUUCCUCUUACUACAAUAAAUUCCCCUCUGUCUGACUCUUCGUCCUACGUAAUUAAAACCGUUUGUUGUUGUUUCUUCCCGACAAGGAUUCACGAGUUGAUGUCCGUUUCUUGACAAUUGUAGAGCUUGAAAACGAAAACCCCACUCCCAUCGCUACUCAUUUCACCCACCCCCGCACUGUUCAAUUCCAAUUUCCAAAUGGACCAAUCUUUCUUGCAUUACGCUGUCGUAGCCUUCCUCACUCUAUCAACCAUCCUCCCCCAGUCCGCCGCCCGGGACCUCCGCCCCUCCGACCACGGCCUAUCGUAUCAACAACACUCUCUCCCUCCCGCACAGAACGGCGACGCCCAAGAAAUGCGCUCGUUCUUCGGGACGGCCACGUCAUCUUCAUCGUCCGUGCAGCUGCCUGAGGCGAAGAAUAUCAGCGACACCUGGUGGAGCGCUCACGCGGGCGGCGGGAGGACACGCGACGUCGGAGGAGAUCACGUGAGGCUGGGGUUGCUGGUGGCGAGCGCGGUUUGCGGACUGACUGGCGUCGUAUUGCUGGGGGUCUCGGGCGUGGUUUUCCUCUUUCGGCUGCAAAAGCAGAAGCCAAAAGCUGAGAGAAUCCCCUCGGAGUCGGAGUCAGCAACAGCAUCAGCACCAAGGUUUGUGGCUGAUGAUGCAGACAAUCAAAAGUAGAGGUUAGUGCUAAUUGACUUGUGAAUUAAUUCCUUAAUUCCACUUGUUUAAUUUGUGUAUAAUAGUAGUUGUAAAAUGAUGGAUGUUGUAAUUGCAUGAGAUUAUUGCCAUGCAUUCUGCCUUUUUGUCUCGGAUUAAUAUACCCUAAUCUGUUUGAAAUA
This is a messenger RNA of Sesamum indicum (sesame), 870 nucleotides long. NCBI's taxonomy places the organism in Eukaryota, Viridiplantae, Streptophyta, Magnoliopsida, Lamiales, Pedaliaceae. The record is from RefSeq and is a predicted model, not a curated record.